Exophiala aquamarina CBS 119918 is the source of this 846-nucleotide messenger RNA. RefSeq lists its product as uncharacterized. NCBI's taxonomy places the organism in Eukaryota, Fungi, Ascomycota, Eurotiomycetes, Chaetothyriales, Herpotrichiellaceae. The transcript has a single exon. Gene Ontology annotation, molecular function: protein binding. The record is from RefSeq and is a predicted model, not a curated record. The annotation marks the transcript as partial.
GUCUAUUAUUUCCGAGGUAAACUGGCCGAGGCGGGAAGGAUGUUUGAACGAGCGCUGGUUGGGUACGAGAAAGAACGCGGAGCGGAUGAUCUAGAGGCCCUCGCUGUCGCACGCGAUCUCGGCCAGGUGUACCACGACCAGGGUAAACUGGCCGAAGCGGAGGAGCUGUACGACCGAGCGCGGGCUGUGUACGAGAAAGAUCCGGAAGUGGAGCACGAAUCGACCGUUACGAUUUUCAUUCUCCUUGCUAGCUUAUGUCGCUUGCAGCGAGAGUUCAUCAAGGCAGAGGAGAUAUGUCAACGAGCAAAGGCCAUCAUCAAGGAGAACCCAGAGAUCGACGCCCAAGUCGCGCAAUUCCUCAUAGUAGAAACUGGGACCUUAUGUUGUCUACAGGGCCGUUUCUCUCAAGCUAAAACGCUGUAUGAAGAUGCUUUGGCCUUUUUUGAACAGGAGAAACGGCUGGAUCGCUUCUACUUUCCCUGGGUCAAGAAUAACUUGGCAAAUGUGUAUUAUGAGCGGGGUGACCUAGGUCAAGCCGAGGAACUCUACAAGGAUAUCUUGAACAGCGUUGGUCAAAGUUCCGUGGAGAUACACUACUAUGUUUGGGGCGUGAUGAAUAACCGCGCGUUGUUGUAUGCCCGUCAAGGUCGGUUUGAAGACGCUCGAAACAUGCUCAAGGAAGCCCUGGCCGGGGGGGUAGCUUCCCUUGGGCCCGGACAUCCACUCACGGAAAAGGUGCAGGAUCACCUACGAUGGAUAGAAGAAGGGACAGAGAGCUCUACUGGCACGGGGGCUCCUUUGGGUGUUGAAAGUGGUGGACGAACUCCGAGCCUAUGGUAUUAUUGA